CUAUUAUUAACAAAUAGUAUAUUUCUCAUCUGUUUGUUUUGUAGAUAAAUGAAUCUUAUCCUUUGAUGUGCCAAAACUUUUUUUGUAUGAACAUUUUUACAUAAUGUUUCUAAAAUUUAAAGUUUACCCAUCUGUUUUCUUAAACAGUACAAAUGGAGUAUAAUUUAAGGGUUUGUUUGUUUGUUUGUUUUUAUGGCUCAGAAUUGUCAUUGUAAACAUCAGUCACUUCAUAGAAUUUAUGUGAUUUCCCUAGAGACUUUUGCUGCAUAGGACUGUUCUCCUAAAUUGUCCUAGACUGAUAGGCUUUUAUGUCCCAUGUGCUACUUGUGAUGUGUGAUGUUUUGUUUUACCUUUGUUAGGUAAUUCUUGUUUCUUGGCUUUCUGUUCAUUAUAUUGACUCUAAUGUUAAAAUCAACAUUGUUUGGGUAAGAGCUUAAGUAUGGUUCUGCCAUCUACUGACUAAGGGCACAGAAGGUGUGGCAGCUUUUUAAAAUUUAUUUUGGGUUCAUCAACUAGAUUCGCCACUUUGUUUCGGAGUUCUGAGAUAACCUGAUGGCUGAUUUCUGAACAAUUGAAAUGCAGCAUAGAUUACAAAUACCGGUGUGUCCUUAUUUGGGGGAUUAAAAUUAUCGUGUACACAUUUUCUUAUAAAACAGUAAUAUUGAAACAAUUUGCUUAAGGACUCCUUCAAAUGGGAAGUCCAAUGGGCCUAAGUGGGCAUUUUCUAAUUAUAAAAUAUUUGAUAGGAUGGACAUUGAAAUAAAAACAGUGUAUUAGUUGACACUGCCAUUUGAAAAUGGCAGUCAUAAAAAUUAAACCACCUUUGAAAUUAUAGCUUUUUAAAGGACAAUGUAGAAGUCACAUGGAUUUGGUUUCAUGAAAACUUAAAUGCCUUAGGAAAACAUUCAUUUCAAAGUGAAAUGCAUUUGACUGCUUACCCAAUUAUAAACCACUAAAUGUUAAUUAAAAAAAAAAAACUGGAAUGGGAGAGUAUAUUUGUUUUUAGAUGACAGGAGAUAAUUGGGAAGAAAGAUAGAUAGUUUCUAUCCCAGUACAUUAGGCAUCAAUAUGAUGAUUUCUUAUGUCAGUGAGGUGUUUUUUUUUUUUUUAAUUUGAAAAUUCCUUUGUUUUAAUUUAUGUGAACGGAUUUUAAUUCUGCAUUAGGGGUAAAACAAACAAAGAGCUUUCUGUAGUUUUUUGCAAUUAGAACAUCGUUGGCAAUUGCCUUAUGAACAAAUUAUCUUAGAGGCCAAACGAGAGGAUUAGGUUUUCCUAGGAUACAUCUGAGAUGCAUCUGUGGUGGAAGUGCAAAAUGACACAACCCUCGUAGAAGACAAAUUGGCAAUUUCUAGGAAAAGACCAAUGCAUUUAAACUUCUCUGUAUACUAGUUCCAGAAAUUUAUUACAGAUGUACUUGUGUACUCAUGUAAUACUAUAUGUACAGGAGUUUUCACUGUAGCAUUUUUGCGGUAGCAAAAGAUUGGAAACACCCCUACUGUCUAUCAGUAGGGUACUGGUUAAUGUGAACUGUGGCAUAUCUAUACAAUGUAAAACUCUACAGCCGUGAAAAAAAAGAAAGGAUAUUUUCUAUAUGCAGAUUUAGAACAUUUUGAAACAUACAUUGUUGUUUUAAAAGAGCAAAGUUCAAACAGUGUAUGGUAAAUUACUUUUUGCAUAAAGGGGGAAGGAAAUAAAAAUACAUAUUCCUAUUUGCUUAUAUUUGCAAAAAGAAAAUCUGGGAGGUUAUGCAAAAUCUAAAUCCUAUGUGUGGAUGGGUGAGGAAAAUGGAGUAGAUGGAACUUUAACUGUGUAUGGUCUAGAUUGUUCUUAAUAUUUAAAUAAUGUGUUACUCAUUAAAAAUAGUUUUGUUUCAUUUGUAAAUCAUAUGAGUGGGAAAGAAAGGGGUAAGUCUGCUACAUUUACCACAGAAAUUAGCUAAUUUUGCUCCUUUAUCUCAGGAUCCUGGUAAGCACUGAAUAAGUAUUUGUUACACAAAUGAAAAUUGAACUCUGUAAUCUUUAGAUGGUCUCUUUUAGCUUAUUUCUUACUUAUUUACUUAUGAAUUUAUUCUUUUAGCUUAUAUCUUAAAGUAUAUUUUUAAUAUGAGAAAAACAGUAAUGUAAUCAUGUGUUGAUUCCAGUAUAGAAAUAAAGGAAAAUAUUUAAGUGGGAGGUAAUGAGAUACAUUGUUUAGUUUAUUAUUGUAUUAUCAGGAAGUUUUACUUGUAUGAUAGUGAUAUUAAGGAAUUAAUUAUAUUUUCUUUUAACUUCAUUGAGAAGUAAAAUAGUUCUCUAUUAAAUUAGGUAAUAAGCUUUCAUAAUUAGCAAAUAAAAGUUUAUGAAAUUUGAAGGCAAACGGGGAGAUGGCAAACAUAUUUGUUAAGCUGCCUUAUCUUCUGUCUUACUUUAUUUUCUAACAUAUGGGCAAAUGUUCCGUCCUGAGAUUAUUUUAGGUCUAUUAUAUAGCAGCAGCAGCAGCAAUUCCUGACAGAAAGACCAGAUACCUCUGAGUCUGGUAUUAGAGUUUGGGGAUGGGGGAGGAGAAUAGGGUUGAGUGGCUUUUGCUCUUCUGUUUCGAAGAAUCCAGGAAUUUGUUUCGGCUGUUGAGUUGAAAAUUUGAGUAUUCAAAUAAGUAGUAUAAGAAUGCUUAGUUUUCACUUUUAGAUUUUAUAUAUGUCACCUAUUUCUAAAUUUCUUAUGACAAGGAUUUUGACUGCCUUUGUAUACUAUUUUUGUGUAAAACUGCCUUUUUAAAGAAAAUUAUAUAUACAGAGAAGUGCACAUAUUAAAAGUAGAUGGCUCAAUGAAUUUUUCAGAAGCCAAAUACACCCAUGUAACCAGCACCCAGAUAAAGAAAAGAAACAUUAUGUAUGUAUUUUAUACAUACAGUUACACAGUAUAAUUUUUUUGUGUCUAGUUUCCUUUGCUCAACAUUAUGUCUUGCUAUUUAUCUACAUUGCAUGAAGUUGUGGUUGGUUCAUUUUCAUAGCUCCAUUCCAUUAUAUGACUAUAUCACAAUAUUUUUAAUCCAUUCUGUUAAUGGACAUUUGGGUGGUUUUCCAUAUAAUGCUAUUAUAAACAUUCUAAUACAUAUUUCUUGAUUAAUAUAUUUGCAUAUUUCUUUUGAGGAUGUCUAUCAGUAGAGUACUGAUUAAAUGAACUGUGGCAUAUCUAUACCAUGAAAUACUCUACAGCUAUAAAAAAAGAAAUGAUGUUCUCUAUGUUAUAUUUGAAAACUAUUUUUAGAAGCUUCUUUUUAAUUAUUUUAAGUAGGAUUUUUUGUGAGCAUCCAUUUGUGCCCAAGUUAUGAACAUUCUUAAGGCCUUCUGUGAUACUUUUUAUUAUUCAGAAAUAUUUUAGAUACAUGUUCUGAUUAUGUACCAUUAGUAUAUUGCAGAAAAGUGUUUUAUAUGUUUUAGUUUGUAUCUUAAUAAUGUAUAUCAUAAACUUCAUGAUUAUUGUAUUAUUUAAUUUUGCAUUUAUAUUUCAUAAUGAGAGUAAUUACCUAUUUAAAAAUGCAUUUUGUCUCUGAUCACAGUGCUGAGAUUAAAGAAAGGCAGUUGUACUGGACUCUUCACUAAGUACUUAGAUAUUUUUCACUUGUCAUUACAUUUUUUAGUUUAAAGCAUCAAAUUAAAUAUUAUUUUAUCCUGGCUUUUAUUUUAAUUCAUGCAUUUAAAAACUGAAAUUUAGAUAAAAGAUAGUUUCAAAAUAAAUUCAGUAUAUUAUUUAUGAGUGGAGCAACACAUUAGCAUUGGGUUCACAAUAGAUCAUAUCGCUUUUAUUCCAUCUUACAAGCUUAGCAGCACAAACAGAAUAAUCAACAUAUUAUUUGGCUGUCAUCUGCUGAACAGAAACCAGAGAUCACAAGGAGGUUUUCCCUAGCUGUGGUGAUGGCCUUUUUGUUCCAAGCCCCCAUCUGGGAGGGCCAUGGUGUGUUAUCAUAUGGAACGCGGGGUUUUCUGUAAUCUGCUUAGCUGCACUGCAGUUUGAAUCUUCAUUCCAUGUUUGUGUAAUUUAUAAUUUUAAUGAGACCAUGGCUCUUCUGGGCUUUGAAAUAUAUUAAAAGCUCUUUUGUGCAUAUGCUUUUGUUCUUGCUUAAUAGGCUCAGUGUAUUUAAAACUGAUGAAUUUUUAUUCAUGAAUUUGGAUGUCUGGGGAUUAACUUAGACUGAAUAUCAUUACACUCAUAUAUUGAUGGUUAGAAAGUUUUUUUAUUGUUAUUAUUUUGUUUUUGUGUGUGUCUCUGUGUCUGUGUGUGUCUGUGUGAUACUUGUUACCAGAAAAGGAAAGAACUUAUAUAAUUUUGAAAGACUAGGAAAAAGUGACAUGGCUGGAUCGUAAAGAAUUAAUUUAGAUUUUAUCCAUGUUAUUUAUUCAUACUCAUAUUUCAUGAUUAGUCUUAGUAUUUUAGAUAAAUGUUAUAAAGAAAUAAUUAUGAAAAAGCAACUUUUAAAUGAGUUAAUACUUUAUGUACUAUUGUUUAUAUUGGAAUAAUAUUCCAGUGUGUGACAAAGACAGGCUUUGUAUUUUAAUUGUAUGACAUCAAUUGUCUGGCCAUACUAAAUCUGCCAUUAACUUUCUUGAAUUAAAUUAGGUAUAUAUUUUAUAUUUUAACUAUUUGUAGUCUUUCUUAUUUCUGUAAAACCUUAAUUAAUGGAGUUUUUAACCUACAUUGGUGUAUAUAAUGAAAAGACUAAUGGAAAAGCAUUACAUGCUUUUUAUUACAUGCUUCAAAUCUCUGUAGUUAUUACUUAUAAUGUAUUUUUAAAAAUGGAAUAUAAACAGUUGUACAGUCCUUUAGAAGAAAACCAUGACCCUUUUUAGAUCCAGACAUGUUUUUUUGAAGUUGCUAUCUAUUGGAUUCAAUUAGGGGUAACAUAUAGACUUACUAGUCUUUUAUGAAGUUGCCCAAGGUAUAUAUUUUUUUUUGUAAAAACCUGUGUUUAAUACACUAAAGCAUUUUGUAACUAUAAAAUAUCGUUCUUUUUUGGUACAUGGUGGUCAGCAGUCUCGUUGGUCCCUUCUUCUCCCCCACUACCCUUAACCUAGAAACGUGAAAUAGAGGCAGAAAUGACAGCAUUUUGUUCUUUUCUAAGCUAAUCUAUCAGAUUUGACACUGAAAUGUUUGUUCUUCUAGAAUAACUCUCUGCUUUAGUAUUUAUUAGUUAGUUUAGGAAUUUACUGUUAAAAAUGUAUGAUCUAAAGCAGUGCUGUCCAGUACAAAUAUAGUGCAAGUCACUUAUUUUAUUUAAUCCAUUAUAUCCAAAAUACUAUUUUCAAUAAUAUGAAUUAUUUUAUUGUUUUUUUGUACUAUGUCUUCAAAGUCCAAGUGUGUAUUUUAUACUCACAAUACAUCACAAUUUGGACUAGUCACAUUUCAAGUUCUCAGUAGCCAUAUAUAGCUAAUGACUACCUUAUUGAACAGUGUAGCUCUAAAGUUCUACAGAAAUGUGUAUUUUUUGCAUUCCUCAUUAAUUUUCUAGCUAUAUCCUAUUCAAGGCGACCAAAGAAUGUUCAUGGACUAUCUAAAUGAAAUUACGUACAGUGUUUUUUAUAGCUCUACCACUGAUACUAUUGGUAUAUAUCUGCCUGAUUAAUACACAGAAUCAUAAUUAUAUUACCUGAUUCCUGUCUACUUAUCAGAUAUUGUAUAGAUAUGCUUAAAUAUAUUGUGAUAAUAAGGAAAUAAGGGCUAAUGUAAUGGAUGUAGUAUGUUUCUCAGCAAUUGUGGGCAAAUCAAACUUGUCAGACGUGUUUUAAGUAUACCAAGGAGCUUAGUUUUAUAAGAAUCUCAUGGCAAAUCUUAAUAUUUUUUUUUUUAAGUAGAGAACUCCUCUUCACAUUCUUAGAAUUUUUCUGCAUAGUUAUUUGUGGGAACGUAUAUGUCUCUUUUCACAUAAGUUUGCUUAGAGCUCAUACUGCUUUAAACUUGGUAGAAAAAAAACAAAAUAAAGUUCUCUAGGAUUCUAUACAUUUUAAAUGCUCUGUAUAUAUUCAAAUAGGAGAGGGAACGUCUUUACUUUAGAAGCACAUAGUUAAGAACUAUAAAACAUUGAAUGACGAUUUGAAUUGAAUCAAAUAUUUUAAAGUGUAAAAUGAUCAAGGUGAUGUGUAUAAAAUACUAUCACUACACAUACCUUAUAAAAAGUAGAGAUUUUUUGUGUAACUGGUUCUUGCUCAAGUAUGGUUUUGAGAGAAAAUCUCAAAAGGAGAUCUCUCUGAACUUUCACGUUUGAAAAUUCUAACACUUUAAAAUUUUGAGGGAAAUGAGCUAAUUUUUAUGUAAUCUAACUUUUAUGUAGAUAUUACCUGAUGCCUGUUGUAUCCUUUUACUCACUUAAAUUUUUAUUGACUUCUCUGUGACUUCUGCAUUUAAAGUGUUGACACAAAAUGUUAAACUAUUCUUUAAACAAUACCUCUAGUUUCUUGGAGAUGAUAAAUCCAUCCAUUGAUUUCCUAAUUUUAUUAUGUACACAGUCAAUUGUAAUCCAAGAUUACAGCAAACAAGAUGUUAAUUUCGAGCCAUAAUCUAUGUACAUUUCAAUUACAGAGCAUGAUUGUUAUAGAAGCACAGAAUAAAAAGGAAUAACAUUUGUGCUAUCCUCACAGGAGCUGUCAAUAAAAGAUGUAAUAGGGGAUUUAGGAAUCUGGAAAUGGCCAACUAAUUUAUGUGAAUCUAUUUUAUUUCAGCUAGAAAGACCAAGCUCUUUUUCGUCUGCACUGCAUAUUGCAGAGCACAGGCUGUCUAUAGAAAACCAGGCGGCUGCAUAUGGAUAGUCCCUUGAUAUCAUUCACUUGCUGUGUAAUCUUAUUAUGCAAAGUUCUAAUCUUCACCUAGAAUGAAUGCCUCUGGGUCAGAAUAUAGUCAUAUCAGGGUUUUUGAGGUCAUGUUUUGUGAUCCUUAGCUUAUUCUUCUAAGUAGAGCUGGGAUUUAAAGGGUAUUCCCCAGACGCUAGCAGAGAUAGACAGCAGAACCUGCUGCCUUUUUGGAAGACAAGACCAACAUGAGGUCCCUGGUAGGAUUAAACUUGAUUUGUAGCUGUAGGAUUUUUUAACAGAUGUAUUAUUGGACAGGGAAUAGGGGGCCACCAGCACAGCAAAAUUGAAUCACGACUGGCAUUCUCAGGGAGUUUGCUGCCUGCUAAAACAGCAGCUGCAUGUGGAUUUGACUUCUUUCAGGUGAAGCGACUUCCAGUCAUUUGGAAAGGAUGGGAUGAAAAGGAACCUUGGUGAUAAUUUUGAUGUCUGCAAGAUUUAGUACCAGUGUAAUGGGAUUAUCGGUAACACCUUCACUGCAGAAAAAGCCACCUGGCGCUAUAACUGGCAGCAACUGAGAACUAAUCCUUUCCCAUCUCUUGGAUGUCAUUCACGAAGCUCAAAGCGAUUUCUACCCUGCUAACUGUGAUUAAUUUUAUAAACAACAACAACAAAAAAAUCAGGCCAAUGGUGGCAGAGUCUGCAUAGAACUAUGCUUCGUGGUGUUCUGGGAAAAACCUUUCGACUUGUUGGCUAUACUAUCCAGUAUGGCUGUGUAGCUCAUUGUGCUUUUGAAUAUGUUGGUGGUGUUGUCAUGUGUUCUGGACCAUCAAUGGAGCCUACAAUCCAAAAUUCAGAUGUUGUCUUUGCAGAAAAUCUUAGUCGACAUUUCUAUGGUAUCCAAAGAGGUGACAUUGUGAUUGCAAAAAGCCCAAGUGAUCCAAAAUCAAACAUUUGUAAAAGAGUAAUUGGUUUGGAAGGAGACAAAAUCCUCACCAAUAGUCCAUCAGAUUUCUUUAAAAGCCAUAGUUAUGUGCCAACAGGUCAUGUGUGGUUAGAAGGUGAUAAUCUACAGAAUUCUACAGAUUCCAGGUAUUAUGGACCUAUUCCAUAUGGACUAAUAAGAGGACGUAUCUUUUUCAAGAUUUGGCCUCUGAGUGAUUUUGGAUUUCUGCGUGACAGCCCUAAUGGCCACAGAUUUUCUGACGAUUAACAAGCAUUUAUUCUUUUGAUUUCAUUAUUCUCUCCUAUUCAAGUGAAUUUAUCAUUGCCACUGAAACCAUGUACUUACUAAUAAACUAUUUGCUAUUUA
Acinonyx jubatus (cheetah) is the source of this 8069-nucleotide messenger RNA. It is a transcript of the gene IMMP1L, whose product is annotated as inner mitochondrial membrane peptidase subunit 1. The transcript has 6 exons. NCBI's taxonomy places the organism in Eukaryota, Metazoa, Chordata, Mammalia, Carnivora, Felidae. The coding region runs from base 7470 to 7970 and encodes 166 amino acids. The record is from RefSeq and is a predicted model, not a curated record. Gene Ontology annotation, molecular function: serine-type endopeptidase activity. Gene Ontology annotation, cellular component: membrane; mitochondrial inner membrane peptidase complex.